AUGGAUCCUUACAUGGCUACUUUAAGAGGUUUAAGGCAAGGAGAUCCCAUCUCUCCUCUCCUAUUUGUCAUUUGCAUGGAGUACUUAUCAAGGCUCAUAAGAAGCAUGGAAGAUCAUCCUUUGUUCAAGUUUCAUCCAAGGUGCAAGAAGAGCAAACUAACACCCAUGGUGUUUGCUGAUGAUAUAAUUUUGUGCUGUGAAGGGAGCUUUCCAUCAGUUUACACUAUGUUGAAGGCUUUCAAACUCUUUUCAGCUACUUCUGGCCUACAAAUCAGUGAGCAAAAGUCUGACUUUUACACAGCAGGGGUAAGUCAGGAGGUAAUUCAGAGAAUCAAAGCUGCUACAAACUUUGCUCACAACAAACUUUUUUUUAGGUAUCUAGGGUUGCCUGUGUGUGCUAGGAAAAUCAGGGUGGCUGAAUGUAAUGGGAUCAUUGAGAAGAUGUGUGCAAGGAUUAAAGUAUGGAGCAGUAGGAAUCUGUCAUAUAUGGCUAGGGUCACUUUGGUGAACUCAGUUUUGCUAAGCAUUCAUCAAUAUUGGGCUCAGAUGUUUAUCUUGCCAAAGUCUGUAUUGAAGGAGAUUGAAAAGAUAUGCAGGGCAUUCCUAUGGACUGGAGAGUGGAAUAGCAGUAAACCAGGUAAUGUGGCUUGGGAACAUGUUUGUUUACCUAAGCAAGCAAAGGGUGUGGGUUUCAGGCAAAUCCAAACGUGGUAUGUGGCGGAAAUAGCUAAAUAUGUUUGGGCAAUCUCUACCAAACAAAAUAAUUUGUGGGUGAAAUUGGUGCAUGAGGUAUAUGUCAAAGAUGCAAGGUGGUGGGAUUAUGAGCCUCCCAUAGACAGUUGCUGGUAUUGGAAGCAAAUUUGUAAAGUGAAGAGCAAACUGAAGCUGCUAUAUAGUGAGCAAGAAUGGAAUAGUUUGACAAAGUUCAGUGUGCAGCAAGUCUAUAAAAAACUCAUAGGGGAGCAACCAGCUGUGCAUUGGGAUAAACUAAUAUGGAACAGAUUAGUGAUUCCAAAGCAUAGAGUGAUUGGAUGGCUUGUGAUGAAACAAAGGCUGAGAACUCUAGACAUUCUUGUGAAGAUAGGUGUACAGGCUUUACAUUCCUGUCAUCUUUGUGAGCAAGGCAUUGAGAACCAUAAUCAUCUCUUUAUUCAAUGUAAAUAUUCAACUCAAUGCUUAGAUUUGGUUAGGGGCUGGAUGGGCAUGAAAAACCAACACAGUAUAUUCCCUAGGCAGAUGCUGUUUAUUAUGAAGAGUAAGAGAACUGGGGUGAAAAAAAGAUUCAUGGCUGCUGUCUUCAGUGGGCUGGUUUACCAGAUUUGGUGGGUAAGGAAUGAAGCAAUUUGGAAUCAUGUAGUGUCGAAACCUGAAUUCAUAUUCAGGAAGCUGAAGCAGCUGAUACAACAAAGAAUUAGACUAGUAUUACCUCAUAAAAUCACUGCUAGGGAUCAGCUAUGGAUAGAUAGUAUGUUGGCUGCUGUAUAG
Messenger RNA from Beta vulgaris subsp. vulgaris (sugar beet), 1485 nucleotides. RefSeq lists its product as uncharacterized. Bases 1 to 1485 code for a protein of 494 amino acids. The transcript has a single exon. NCBI's taxonomy places the organism in Eukaryota, Viridiplantae, Streptophyta, Magnoliopsida, Caryophyllales, Amaranthaceae. The record is from RefSeq and is a predicted model, not a curated record.